AUGCGGGGACUCUUUUCAGCUCUCGCAGUGUCCGUCCUGAUCCUCGACGUCUCUGCCGCCGUAAAGCACUCACAUCUUCGCGACGUAUCGCGCAGAGGCCAAGAAAAGGCCAAGAAGGCGGUGCGUGAGGCUACAUAUGAGAAAUUGAGCGCACGUCGAACAAACACUUCCACGCCUGCCACUUCUCAAUUCCUCACCAGCACUACAGCCAAGUACAAGGUCGACUCGCUGCCCGAUGUCAACUUUGACAUUGGUGAGAUGUACUCCGGAUUGAUCCCAAUCGAUGAGAAGAACGCCUCUAGAGCGCUGUUCUUCAUGUUCAAUCCAACCAUUGGAAAACCCGUCGACGAAAUCACCAUUUGGUUGAAUGGUGGACCCGGUUGCAGUUCCUUGGAGGGCUUUUUCCAAGAAAACGGCAGGUUCCUAUGGCAGCCGGGAACAUUUGCGCCUGUGGAGAACCCAUACUCAUGGGUGAACUUGACAAACAUGCUAUGGGUUGAGCAACCCGUCGGCACAGGCUUUUCAAUUGGCGAAGUCACCGCCACGACCGAGGAGGAGAUUGCCCAAGACUUUAUCAAGUUCUUCAAGAACUGGGAGAAGACCUUUGGGAUCAAGAACUACAAGAUAUACGUGACUGGCGAAAGCUAUGCGGGCCGCUACGUUCCAUACAUUUCUGCGGCGAUGUUGGACCAGAAGGACAAGGAGUACUAUGACCUCUCGGGAGCUCUAGUCUAUGACCCUUGCAUCGGCCAAUUCGACUACACACAGGAGGAGGUCGCUGCCGUACCCUUCGUCAUGGAGAACCAAGCCCUCUUUCAGUUCAAUGCCUCGUUCCUCGCCCAACUCGAAAGUCUCGACAAGUCCUGCGGAUACGCCGACCUCCGAGAAAAGUACCUCACAUUCCCACCUCCCGGAAACCAGCCACCCGUAUUCUUCAACUACACCAGCGAAGCCAACUGCGAUGUCUUCGACAUGAUCGAUGAUGCCGCCUUGACAAACAACCCCUGCUUCGACAUCUACGAAGUCAACCAGCAAUGCCCCCUCCUCUGGGACGUCCUCUCCUUCCCCACCCAACUCGUCUACACCCCCGAAGGCGCUUCCACCUACUUCAACCGCUCGGACGUCAAAGCCGCCAUCCACGCGCCCGCAUACGUUGACUGGGCCGAAUGCGCCGUCAACCCUGUCAUCGUUGGUGGUGCCGAAGUCAACGGCUACUACACCGGCGGUCCCGAAGGCGAAGGCGACCUCUCGGCCGAUCCAAUCCAGCACGUCCUCCCCCAGGUGAUCGAAGCCACGAAUCGCGUGCUCGUCGGGAACGGAGACUUCGACAUGAUCAUCAUCACGAACGGCACCCUCAUGUCCAUUCAGAACAUGACCUGGAAUGGCAAGCUGGGCUUCCAAAGCCAGCCAGCUACACCAAUCGUUAUCACGGAGCCGGAUUUGCAAUACGAGGCUGUGUUCGCGGCAAAUGGGGCCGCGGGCCUUGAUGGGCCACAGGGAACAAUGGGUGUGCAGCAUUACGAGCGUGGGUUGAUGUGGGCGGAGACCUUUUUGAGUGGGCAUAUGCAGCCAGAGUUCCAGCCGAGAGUGACGUAUCGGCAUCUGGAAUGGGUGUUGGGAAGGAUAAAUGCGCUUUGA
Messenger RNA from Letharia columbiana, 1638 nucleotides. RefSeq lists its product as uncharacterized. Bases 1 to 1638 code for a protein of 545 amino acids. The record is from RefSeq and is a predicted model, not a curated record. Gene Ontology annotation, biological process: proteolysis. The transcript has 5 exons. Gene Ontology annotation, molecular function: serine-type carboxypeptidase activity. Lineage: Eukaryota; Fungi; Ascomycota; Lecanoromycetes; Lecanorales; Parmeliaceae.